AUGGGACUCCAUCCAGUGUCGGAAGCUAACGACUCAAGCCCAUACGGCUCUCUCUCCGCCGCCGAAUUCUACUCCCGCCACUCCGUCACCCACUCCUCCGCCUACGUCACCAACCCAACCGGCCUCAAACUCUUCACCCAAUGGUGGGCCCCACUCCACCGUCCUCCACUCGGCCUCAUCGCCGUCGUCCACGGCUUCACCGGCGAAUCCAGCUGGUUCCUCCAGCUAACCUCCGUCCUCUUCGCCAAAUCAGGAUUCCUCACCUGCGCCAUCGACCACCAAGGCCACGGCUUCUCCGACGGCUUGACCGCUCACAUCCCGAACAUCGACCUCAUCGUCGACGACUGCAUCUCCUUCUUCGACGACUUCCGUAACCGCCACUCUUCCUCCCUCCCCGCCUUCCUCUACUCAGAAUCCCUCGGCGGCGCCAUCGCUCUCUACAUUACCCUCCGCCAGAAGUCCCAAUGGGACGGUCUCAUCCUCAGCGGCGCAAUGUGCUCCAUCAGCCACAAAUUCAAACCUCCGUGGCCGUUACAACACCUCUUAACCAUAGCCGCUACUCUCAUCCCCACCUGGCGCGUAGUACCCACUCGCGGCUCCAUCGCCGGCGUCUCUUUCAAGGAGCCAUGGAAACGGAAGCUCGCCUUCGCUAACCCUAACAGAACCGUCGGUAAACCACGCGCCGCAACGGCCUACGAGCUUGUAAGAGUCUGCGAGGAUCUUCAGAGCAGAUUCGAAGAAGUCGAAGUACCGUUGAUGAUCGUCCACGGCGGAGACGACGUCGUCUGCGAUCCGGCCUCCGUCGAGGAGCUUUACCGGAGGUGCAGUAGUAAAGACAAGACGAUUAAGAUCUAUCAAGGGAUGUGGCAUCAGCUGAUUGGAGAGUCGGAGGAGAACGUCGAUUUGGUUUUCGGAGAUAUUUUGGAUUGGAUUGAGAAACGAUCUGAAAUCUGA
Molecule: messenger RNA, 954 nt
Organism: Thlaspi arvense
Lineage: Eukaryota; Viridiplantae; Streptophyta; Magnoliopsida; Brassicales; Brassicaceae
Source: the annotation of a GenBank genome assembly